Messenger RNA from Clonostachys byssicola, 1587 nucleotides. The record is from the annotation of a GenBank genome assembly. NCBI's taxonomy places the organism in Eukaryota, Fungi, Ascomycota, Sordariomycetes, Hypocreales, Bionectriaceae.
AUGUCUUCUGCAGAAGUGAAAAAGUCUGCCACAGAAGUGCAGGACGUAUUGUCCUCAAACAGAGAUAAUGACCCAAACCUCAAGCGUAACUUUGCGCGAGGCUCCAUGUUGGCACUCUGUGUGAGUCUGAUGGCUACUUGGGAAGCCCUUACUAGCGUCAUGGCAGCAGGGCUUGUAAGCGGAGGUCCCGUAUCAUUGGUGUACGGCAUGAUCGUGGCUGUCAUUGGCUCGACUUGCUCAGCCAUGUCUCUGUCAGAGCUUGCCUCAGUACAGCCCACUGCUGGAGGGCAGUAUCAUUUCGUCGCCCAUUUGAGUCCGGAAUCCGUACGAAAGGGUGCCGGUUGGCUCGGUGGCUACAUAAGUCUCCUUGGAUGGAUUGCUGUUACAGGCAGCGCACCAUUUCUUUCCGGGACUCUGAUUCAAGGCCUUUUAGUUCUCAACUAUUCUGAACAGGGCUACGUAUUUGAAAGAUGGCAUGGGACGCUGAUAUACUGGGCCAUCCUAAUCUUCUCAACUGUUGUCUGUGUCUUUUGCAAUGGCGUGCUCCCACUGAUACAGAAGCUCAGUAUGGCUCUUCAUGUCAUCCUCUUUGUUACGUUAAUCAUCGUCAUGUGCGUUCUAUCGCCGACCAAGAAUACGGCCGAGUUCGUCUUCGUGUCUUUCCAGAACAACUCGGGGUGGGAGAGCGAUGGCGUGGCUUGGUGCAUCGGGCUGUUGAGUUCCGCCUAUGUGCUGGUGGGAUAUGAUGGUGCCACUCACCUAGGUGAAGAGAUGGAAAACGCUGCAAUGGGUAUCCCGUUUGCCAUGGUUGGAUCCGUGGUGGCUAAUGGUGUUAUGGGCUUCGGGUUCCUCAUUGCCCUGCUCUUCUGCAUGGGCGAUAUCGACUCAGCGCUCAAUACUAAUACAGGCUUUCCCAUUAUCCAGAUCUUCUACACCAUCACUAGAAACAAGGCGGCCGCGACAGUGAUGGUGGUGUGCAUCUCGUUUAUGGCCAUGUUAUCGACCAUUGCGUUGCACACAUCAGCUAGUCGAAUGUUGUGGGCAUUCGCUAGAGAUCAAGCACUCCCAUGGUCAAGGGUUAUCUCACGUAUCGACGAGAAGCGCAAUGUGCCGACCGUGGCGAUUCUCAUUAUAACGCUACUAUUGAUGCUCUUGGGCCUGAUCAAUAUUGGUUCCACGACUGCUUUCAACGCCAUCCUGUCACUAGCAGUUGUCGGUCUCCAAACAUCCUACCUGAUGCCCAUUUGCCUCGUGCUGUGGCGAAGAAUUGCUGUACCAGAUACCCUGACCUGGGGACCAUGGAGGCUAGGCAAGGCUGGAGUCGUGGUCAAUAUUGUUGCGAUUUUAUAUCUGGGCUUUACCUGCGUCUUCAUGCUUUUCCCACCAUAUCAACCUGUAACACCGGAGAACAUGAACUAUGCUCCAGUGGUUUUGGGGGGCAUGCUUGUGUUGGGGGGUUUGUAUUGGUUUGCGUUUGCGCGGAAGCAAUACUUUGGCCCGCUGGUUGAGACCCCCGAGACAACCAUAUAUCCGCCUUCAAAGAGCACUGACGCGGUAAAAGACGGAGAGACUGUAACUCCGGCAUAG